GUAGAUGGCGCGCCGCAAGAAGGGCAACCGGGGCAAGGGAAAGAGCAACAAGGGCGGUGGCCGGCGCAACAACAACGGCGGAGGACGUGGCGGUGGCGGUGGCGGUGGCGGUGGCGGUGGUGGCAAGGUGUGCAAGUUCUGGAAAGAGGGCAAGUGCAACAGGGGCAACAGCUGCAAGUUCCGCCACGACGGCCCCAGUGGUGGUGGCGGCUUUGGUGCUCGCGGAGGCGGCGGCGGCGGUGGAGGCGGUGGUGGUGGUGGUGGCUUUGGACAGAACUCGUUUGGGAAUCGUGGUGGGGGCGGCGGCUUUGGCGGCGGUGGCGGCUUUGGCGGCGGCUCGUUCGGGCAGAACUCGUUUGCCAACCGCGGAGGUGGAGGCGGUGGCGGCGGGUUCGGCAACCGUGGCGGUGGAGGGUUCGGCAAUCGCGGCGGCGGCGGCCGGGCGUUUGGCGAUGACACGGUGACGAUGGGGGGAGCCGGCGGCGGCGGUGGCGGCGGGCGAAAGGGCAAGGGCAAGGGCAAGGGCAAGAAGAAGGGCGUGUGCCAUCACUGGAAGAAGUACUCGUGCCGCAAGGCUUCCAACUGCCAGUACGCCCACUCUGGACCCGGCGGUCUUGCCAAGGAUGCCCAGGGCGGCGGCGGCGGCUUUGCACAGCGUGGGAGCGGAAACGGUGGCGGCGGUUUUGCGCAGCGCGGGAGCGGUGGCGGGUUUGGCCAGGGUGCGGGCGCGACUGGGUUUGGCCAGGGUGGCGGGUUUGGCCAGGGUGGCGGGUUUGGCAAGGGCGGCGGUUUUGGCAAGGGCGGCGGGUUUGGCCAGGGCGGCGGGUUCGGCAAGGGCGGCGGGUUCGGCAAGGGCGGCGGAGCCAGGUUUGGCCAGGGCGGCGGAGCCACCGGGCACGGAGCCAAGGGCGGCGCGGGGCAAACGUCGGCGGCAACCCAGCAGCGGAUCAAGAUCAUCCGUGACGAUUUGAGUCAGUACGGAAUCUGGCCGUUCUCGGCAUAUGGUGCAGUCGAGGGCCAGGCAAGUACGUAUGCCGGCGACGUUCAGGCCGAGGAAAUGCGAUGGGAGGCGUACAAGGCCAUGGCCGAAUCGCGUGACGGUCUGCAGCGGUUUGUGCAGGUCGAGGCUACCAUGGCGCAGGCAAUGGCGGCCAAGCGCGAGGCUGUCAUGAUGAAUCCGUACGCCUUUGUCGACGAGGUCAAAAAGACCCACACCAUGGGGAACCUCUCGCCACCCGCAGAUGAAGCUGCCGUGGGCGGCGGCGGCGCCGGGGUAGGUGUCGGAGCUGGGAUGGGAGCCGGUACGAGAGCCGGCGCCGGUGCGGCCGCGGGAGCGGGUGCGGGAGCUGCCGCCGCUGCUGCCACUGCUGCUGCUGCUGCUGCGGCCGCAGCGGAGCCCGUGGCCGAGCCGGCUGCGGAUCGGCAGUACACUGCGACAGAGCGUGCCUGCAUGGCUGCCUAUGGCGCCGCAGCCUUUGAGCUCUUUGCCGUUCCCGAGAUCCCGCCGCCGGGAUACUUUGCCACGCCCGCCAAGGCUUGAGCCUCCAGCCUCUACACCCUCCAGCAAGUCUGGGUGCGGCCUUGCGAGCCGCCCGCCUGUGUGCUCGCAACAGCUCGCUGACAAAGAGCUGUU
Messenger RNA from Thecamonas trahens ATCC 50062, 1633 nucleotides. RefSeq lists its product as uncharacterized. Gene Ontology annotation, molecular function: metal ion binding. The record is from RefSeq and is a predicted model, not a curated record. The transcript has a single exon. The coding region runs from base 5 to 1540 and encodes 511 amino acids. NCBI's taxonomy places the organism in Eukaryota, Apusomonadida, Apusomonadidae.